Tympanuchus pallidicinctus (lesser prairie-chicken) is the source of this 1770-nucleotide messenger RNA. Its product is annotated as G-protein coupled receptor 12-like. The transcript is spliced from 2 exons. The record is from RefSeq and is a predicted model, not a curated record. Gene Ontology annotation, molecular function: G protein-coupled receptor activity. Gene Ontology annotation, biological process: G protein-coupled receptor signaling pathway. Bases 458 to 1510 code for a protein of 350 amino acids. NCBI's taxonomy places the organism in Eukaryota, Metazoa, Chordata, Aves, Galliformes, Phasianidae. Gene Ontology annotation, cellular component: membrane.
ACAACCGCGGUGCCUUUGGGAUUUCUGUCCCUGCGGGGGGGCACGGACCGCACCGCGCCGGCUCAGCCCCCACCCCCAAAAGCUCCGGCGGCACAAAAGGCGGCGGCGGCGGCCCCGACCUUGUGCCGGGGGAGGGGGUCGGGGGGGGGCGGAUGCGGAGCCCCCGCGCCGCGUGCUCUGCGGAGCGGCCCGGCCUCGUUGUUAUUCCGAGCACAGCGGCUCUGAUUCACAGCGCUGGAUCAUGAAUAUAAGUGAAGACUUUGACGUCAGAGUUGAGAUUUAUCAGCAGAUCCAAUGGGGCAGGAAUAUUAAGUGCCGGUGGAUGCCAGCGAGCCGCCACCGCCGCUAUUGGCGACGUUCGCCGAGGAAUGAGGCGUAGCACCGCGGGCUGCGGGCACCGGGAGGGGAAAACCUGAAAACGGGGGCGAGCGGCCGCUCCCCGGGCACGGAGAGAGCGAUGCUGCACGGCCCCGCCGCCAUGGGAGAGCCCUGGCAGCCGCAGUCCCAGCAGCAGCGGCUCCCGGCUCUCGGCAACGCCUCGGCCCCCAGCGCCCGGCCCUCGGCGGCGGCGGAGGAGGGGGGGGGCCCCGCGGGCACGGCGGCCCCGGGAGGCGGGGGCCCGGCGGCGGCGGUCAGCCCUUGGGACAUCGCUCUGUGCGCCACGGGGACGGCGGUGGCCGGCGAGAACGCGCUGGUGCUGGCGGUGCUGUUCUAUACGCCCAGCCUGCGGGCGCCCAGCUUCGUGCUGAUCGGCAGCCUGGCGCUGGCCGACCUGCUGGCCGGACUGGGGCUGGUGGGCAACUUCGCCGUGCGCUACCUGCUGCGGCCGCCCAGCGAGGCGGCGGAGCUGGGGGCGGCGGGGCUGCUGCUGGCCGCCUUCUCGGCUUCGGUGUGCAGCCUGCUGGCCAUCACGGUGGACCGCUACCUGUCGCUGUACAACGCGCUGACGUACCACAGCGAGCGCACGCUGGGCUUCACGUGCGGCGCGGUGCUGCUGAUGUGGCUGCUGUGCCUGGGCGUGGGGCUGCUGCCUCCGCUGGGCUGGCAUUGCCUGCGGGACCAGAGCGCCUGCAGCGUGCUGCGGCCCGUCACCAAGGACAACGCGGCCGUGCUGGCCGUCACCUUCCUGCUGCUCUUCGCCCUCAUGAUGCAGCUCUACCUGCAGAUCUGCAAGAUCGCCUUCCGGCACGCGCAGCAGAUCGCCGUGCAGCACCAGUUCAUCGCCACGGCGCAGGCCACCUCCACCCGCAAAGGGCUCUCCACGCUGUCCCUCAUCCUCGGCACCUUCGCUCUCUGCUGGAUCCCCUUCGCCAUCUACUCGCUGGUGGCCGACUCCAGCUACCCCGCCGUGUACACCUACUCCCUGGCGCUGCCCGCCGCCUGCAACUCCCUCAUCAACCCCAUCAUCUACGCCUUCCGCAACCCCGACAUCCAGAAGUCGCUUUGGUUGGCGUGCUGCGGUUGCGGCCCCGCGCUCUCCUCCCGCCCGCGGACAUCCAGCGACGUGUGAGAGCCUCCUCCCCUCUCCUCUUCCUCGUCCACCUCCCCGCGCUCCUCUCCCCUCCGCCGUCCGCGUUUCCCACCUGGAGGAUCCCCCGCCCCGGGAGAGCCAAUGGGCAAAGGGGAAAAUAGGGAAAAAAAUAGAAAAAAUAAGGGAGUGGGGGGAUUUGGGGGGAGGAGAAAGAGAGAGAAAGGAAUGCCGAUGGUUUCCUUAGAAAUGUUAUUUUCGUACACAUUUUAUUUUUUAUUUAAAAACACAAAACGGCAAAA